AAUAAAGUACACGGAGAAGCCCAGGCAAAGACAAGCGGUUUCAUCAAUUAAAUAACAUGAACUGAGUGAUCCCUAUACAGCAGUUCUCUUGAAAACUGCAACAAAUCUUCGACAAAAUUUAAAAUAUCAAGAAAAGAGAUUUGACGAGAGGGGAGGAAGUAGCGUAACUGCUGAACGAAGAAUCAUGCGUUUUCCCUCUCCCUAAUCGAACUCGGGGUUGCUCUGGUUUCGAGCAUUGGUUUCUAGGGUUCGAUCAUCUGUUCGGACUCACCAGUGAAGUUGGAAACUUUGAUUUCUCCAGUGUGAAGAAGGUAGAAAGCUUCUUUUUUGUAGAGGAUGAGAGAGGCAUCAGGAGAUGAAUGCUUAGAAUUUAAGUGGGGUAAAAAGAGAAUAGUCGGUGGGAAGAAGAAAGAUGUCCAGUUCUAUGAAUCUUUCACCUUUGACGGUGAUGAAUACUCUCUUUAUGACUCUGUCUUAGUCGGCGAUGCCAAUGAACCAGACUCUCACGAACUCUUUGUUGCUAAGAUCAUUAAAAUUUGGGAACACACUAAUAAGCGUGCUAAAAACCCAAGGCAAGUCAAGCUUCUCUGGUUCUUUAGACCUUCUGAGAUUUCGCCGCGUUUACUUGAAGGAGUCCAAGAUGUACUUGCAAAGGAACUGUUUUUGGCGUCUGGUGAAGGUCCUGGCCUCGCUAAUGUCAACCCACUGGAAGCAAUCUGUGGAAAAUGCUCUGUUGUAUGCAUUUCGAAGGAUAAAAGGAAUCCACAACCCACAGAUGAAGAAAUUGAGUCAGCAGACUUUGUGUUUCGCCGAGUAUUUGAUGUUGGAAGCUCUAGAGUGUUGGAUACAAUAGAUGAUAAAAUUGCUGGAGUUGACGUUAUGUUUCUCUUCAACAGAGCUGGUAGUAAGCAAGAAGCAACUAAUGUACAGAAAGUUCAAGAAGACAUAAAUGUAAAUCCAGAUAGUUUGAAACUAAACAGUCUUCCAGCUUGUGUUUCAGUUCCGGAAACUGAAGACAACUCUAUUGAAUCUUCUGACCUUAGAGAAAGCAGUUAUAGUCGUGAAGAAGGGAAAGAAAAAGGUCACAGUAAACUUGCAGAAGAAAGGUCUAACAAGGAUUCUAGUGUGCAGGAAAGCACGGUCCAUCUUAAAGACCAUGACGUUUGUGAAGCUUCUGGUUCUAGAGGAAAUCAUUGUGAUGGCAACAAAGCUCAGGAAAGAGAAGUUACAAAGCAAUUUACUAAACUGAAAUCUCUGCCUGCAGAAGAAAGAUACAGUAACACUUGUGAAGAUUCUGACUCCAGGGUAAAUCAUUCCAGUUCCGAGAAACCCCAAGCAAAUGAUGUUAAGAAUCCAUUGGCUAAACAAAAAUCUAUGCUCGCUGCCGCUGGAGAAAGAUACAGUAAAGAGUCAAGCGGAUUUGAUGAUAGGCCUCAAAAGAAACGGAAACUAGAUGGUUCUGAUGGUAAAGGAGAUACAGGUUCUUUUAAGAGACCUAGAGAUAUUAGUUCUGAUGGUAAAAGAGGUUCGGAAGCUUUUAAGAGACCUAAAGACAAAGAGACAGGAGAUGAAGUCCCUCCUGAGAAGCCCAGUUUGGUCAAGGAGAAGCGAGAUCUUGGUGUGUCAGUUUCUGAAGGAAGAGACGCAAAAACUGCAAAGAAGCCUAGCUUUGAUGGUAGGCUAUUAAAACGCGCUGAGGAGUUGGCAGAUGAUUAUGAAAGAGGUUAUCAAGUAAUUGAAGUGAAACAAAAGCCGGAUGCUGUAAACAGCAAAUGGUUUCGACCUCUUCCUUGGGAAGAAAGUAUGAGGGAAGCAGAAAAGGAAGAGAGACUGGUUCUUCUUCAAAACUUGGAUCCUACGUACACAUCGGAUGAAGUGCAGAAUAUAGUAUAUUCUGCUUUGAAUGAGCAAUCUACGGCGAGGAUGAUAGAGCGUACAUCAGUCACUAUUUCUCAUACUGGUGAAGCUUUGGUCAUAUUCAAUUCAAGACAAAGUGCAGAAAGAGCUAUUAAAAGACUAGAUAAGGGAUGCUUGUUGCUAUCAAGUGGGAGGCCCCUUGUUGCUGUCUUUGCUAAGAUAAAUCCUCCAGGGAAGCUGUCAUCAUUCUACGGUCAUACCAAACUACAGAAAACUCAAAUGCGACGAGAGGCGAGAGAUGCAGUGUCUACCUCGCGUGGCUCUCAGCCUAACACCCUUGAGUAUGCAAUGGCAAUGGAAUGGUGUUUGCACCGAGCUAGAUCUGACCAUGCGUUUCAAAUGGCUAUUAAGAGGCAAUUGGAGGUGAAAAAAUCGCUGCGGGUUAACUUCAAGGCUAAACUUCCUUAGCUUCAGAAUCAUCUGGUGUUUUCUUGUACAGAAACAUGUACAUCUCUCCUAAGACGGUGACUGAAGCAUUUUGCUAUUGUAGUGAGCAUGCCAGGCCAUCAAAGCCAGUGGACAGAGAAGAGCCAUGGCUAUGGCGUUUUUGACUUUACUUAUCCUGUCCACUCUUUGUUUUUUGAUACUAGUAUGGAUAUCAAUUGCUAUUAUUACUUAACCAAACUGUAAACCGAAUUCAUGAAUCUAAUUUCCGGUUUGGUAUACAAGUAAUUGUCCCCA
Molecule: messenger RNA, 2598 nt
Organism: Brassica napus (rape)
Lineage: Eukaryota; Viridiplantae; Streptophyta; Magnoliopsida; Brassicales; Brassicaceae
Product: protein ANTI-SILENCING 1
Exons: 12
Coding region: 337-2325 (662 amino acids)
Molecular function (GO): chromatin binding; RNA binding
Source: RefSeq, a predicted model, not a curated record